This is a messenger RNA of Phytophthora sojae, 660 nucleotides long. RefSeq lists its product as hypothetical. The transcript is spliced from 2 exons. Bases 1 to 660 code for a protein of 219 amino acids. The record is from RefSeq and is a predicted model, not a curated record. Lineage: Eukaryota; Oomycota; Peronosporomycetes; Peronosporales; Peronosporaceae.
AUGCUGCUCAUGAUUGAGCUGGUCGCUAACGCCCCCCUGUCCUACCGAGACCGGAUCCUAGUUCCAGAUUUUCGCCUUGACAUCCUCUCAAUGCCUGAUGGUGAAGCCAAGGACCAGUUUCGUUUCAUCACCAGCGACUUGCAGAGGCUCGUGCGAUACCUGAAGAUACCAGACCCAGUGAUAACCAAGGAGGGCGUUCGUGCAACCUCACUCGAAGCUUUGGCGGUGUGUCUUCGCCGCAUGGCAUUCCCGCAGCGUUGGAUUGAUAUGGCGGGGAUGUUCGGCCGCUCCGUCGACACUGCCGUCUACAACGGUCACAAGCGCGUCCACGCCUUCAACUUCCAAACCGUAGUGGCUCCGGACGGUAUGAUCUGCCAUGUUUACGGGCUGGUCGAUGGAAGGCGACACGACAUCUACAUGCUGAGAGAAAGUGGUCUCAUGUCGCUUUUGGAAGGCAACGAUGCCUUUCAUAACAAGCUUAUCUACGGGGACCCGGCCUACGGCUGCACGAAUGUCUUCUGCUGUCCAUUCAAGGGAUGCCGAAUCGAUGCGCCGCAACAGGAGGUGAACAAGGCCAUGAGCAAGGUUCGGGUGUCCGUGGAGUGGUCAUACGGCGAGAUCACGCGCAAUUUCUCCUACCUGGACUUCAAGAGACAGUAG